Molecule: messenger RNA, 683 nt
Organism: Benincasa hispida (wax gourd)
Lineage: Eukaryota; Viridiplantae; Streptophyta; Magnoliopsida; Cucurbitales; Cucurbitaceae
Product: MLP-like protein 31
Biological process (GO): defense response
Source: RefSeq, a predicted model, not a curated record
GCUAGCUUGUAUGUUCAAUAAAAACACAUUACCUUUUUUACACUUGAACUAUAGCAACUUAUAUUUCAAACUAAGACAAUGUCUCUCCAAAGAAAAUUGGAAGGUGAUAUAGAAAUUGAGGCUUCAGCUUCAAAAUUUCAUGAAUUGCUUCACAAGAGACUACACCAUGUUCCCAAAGCUUCUGGAGACAAAGUACAAAGCUGUGAGUUGCAUGAGGGUGAUUGGGGAAAAGUUGGUUCAAUCGUCUAUUGGAACUACUUUCUUGAUGGAAAGGCUAAAGUGGGAAAGCAUGUCAUUGAAGCUAUAGAUGAGGAAAAGAAUUUGAUGAAGUUCAAAGAGAUAGAAGGAGACCUUUUAAAGAUUUACAAAAGCUUCAAUUAUACCAUCCAAGCUAUUCCAAAAGGUAAGGGAAGUGUGGUUCACUGGACAAUGGAAUAUGAGAAACUUCAUGAAAACAUUCCUGAUUCACAUUCCUUGCUAGAGCUUUGUCUUGCCAUUGCCAAAGACAUUAGUGACCAUAUUCAGAAAGGCAAUUAAAUAUAUGAAGUAUGAACACAACUUCUACUAUAUGCUAUGUAUUAAUGUACGCCAACUAUAUAAGGUUAUAAUAAAUGCUUGCAUGCAUAUACAGCCUAUUUGAAAUAACUUAUAUUCUUAUUUGAGAUGUGGCUCAGUUUAAUUUA